Arachis ipaensis is the source of this 2609-nucleotide messenger RNA. Its product is annotated as auxin-responsive protein IAA32. Gene Ontology annotation, biological process: regulation of DNA-templated transcription. Gene Ontology annotation, cellular component: nucleus. The record is from RefSeq and is a predicted model, not a curated record. NCBI's taxonomy places the organism in Eukaryota, Viridiplantae, Streptophyta, Magnoliopsida, Fabales, Fabaceae.
UGGUCCCUGAAGUUACACUUGAAUCUCAAUUUAGUCCUUGAAGUUUUAAUUGUCUCAAUUUAGUCCCCAAACUUUUCAAUUGACUCUGUGACGGAAACCAUUGUAGGGACUAACGUGAUUAAAAUUUGAAAAAUUCAGGGACUAAAUUGAGACAAUUGAAACUUCAAAGACUAAAUUGAAGCUCGUGUAACUUCAGGGACCAAACUGAAUAUUUUUUCAACAAAUAAAUGAUGCUCGUAGACAUAUCAACCAUCAAGAAGAAAGAGUAUAUUGUAACUACAUCCACAGUUUUUUUUUAGCCAAAAAACAUAUUAACAUAUUAAACUUAUUGUUAAAUUUUUUUACCGAAGAUAUAGACUUAAAUCAUAACAUUUAGAUAUACAAAACAUAACUCUAGAUGUGGCUUUUAACAGCAUAACUCGUAAGCACCAUCAAAAUCAGUGUUAUAAUAGAAGAAACUUACAUGGUUACAUCUAUAAAUCCAGAUUGAGUUGUCAUCUCGUUAGAGGAAUCGUUAGACGUGCAUGAAGGAGGAAACAGAAAAGUGCCUAAAUGUUGGGUUAUGAAUGAACGGUGAUUGAUACCACCAACUAUUAGGUAGUAGUGCAUAGUUUGUUCUAUAAUUCUUAAGACACCCUUUGCCAAAGAGGUUCAUAGGGUAGGAACUAGCAGCAUGUUUCUUGAAAGCUGAAGUAGUAGACACAUUGUCGUCAUUAGGAGCAAAAGUCAAUAGCAAUAGAAUGAAAAAGCAAAUACAAUCCGUAAUCAACACCUCUCAAUUAUCCUAUUCAUCAGCCACAUUUGUGUACACUGACCACUGUUCUUGAUCCUGACAUCUUCAACAAUAAUCUAAAUCAAUCAUAGGUUGUACCUAGAAUUUUGAAGUUCAAGAUUAGUAACAGUCUGUCAUAUAACGAGUUCAUGAAUAUAUGGUAUCCUGCCGAGACCCCUCCGGCGUAGCUAUCAAGAUCCUGGCCGGUAGAGGCCAGCAGGAACUCUCCUUCGGCAUUGCCAUCAGGGAAUGAGCCUGAACUAACUAUAUUAUUUCUCAAAUCUAUCAUCAUGUACAACAAGUUCAUUGCUUUACUAUCAUUGGUGUUGUCCUAAUUCAACUUAAUCUACUAUAAAUUUGUAAUUAAGUAUCAUUAAUAACUCUACAUUCUUCCAUUGCAAUUGUGUAUCUAAAAAGUAAGAAAAGUGGAAUGCAGCCAAAAACAGGGCGGUGUGGGAUGUCGGUAUUUCAACCACAUAGUUGUUCCCUUGAAAAGUGGCAGCCCUGCCAUAACUGAAAACAAAUAUUCAAAUGUGAGCUUUAAGAAUAUACCUAUUUUCACUAUGUAUUUUAAGGUGCAAUGUUGAUAUUUGUACUGUCAUGGUGCUUAUACCGAGGUGAUUAGCACCAGGAUUUAUAAUCAUUUACCAAUAAUCAAGUCUACUUUUAUUACAAAAAGCUUACACUUCUUUUGUUGGGAUAUUUUGAAGAUGGAAUACAUAUUGACAUGAAGAGCCUGAGGCUCUCAGCAAGUGUAGCAAUGUGAGGAAGCAGAAUCCGGAGAAACUUACUGUUAGGAUCAAUUUGGCCAUGCCUUGUUCUUGUGCUGUUUUGUUUUUACCUUAGUGUUCCAUGUUGGCGGUAACAGAAGAUAAGCUUUGUGCAUUUAAUGAUUGAUAAUGGAGAAACUUUCCUUGUCUUCCAUGUGCUCUUGGACAUGUCAUUUAGAUAGUUACUUAGUUUCAUCACUCAGAUAUUUUACUAUAAAUAGGUUAAGUUCUACCUUGGUCAGCAACACCUACAUUUACUGUUUAGCUAUUUUAAGUGAAGCAGAUAUCAUCACUAUGGAUUCAAACACAUCAAGCUUUCUUUUGAACUCCUCAACUUUUCACUCAGUUUUCUACCAAGACAAACAGAGUGAUGACAUCAUUGAUCUUGGUCUUAGCCUCAAAACUGUUCAACAUGAGGCUUCUCAUUCUUCUGCCAACUUGUAUGAUGAUGAUAUUAUGGAUUGGCCUCACUCUAAUCUCAACCUGAAGAACUCAAGCAAGAACUUUGAUGAAGAGAUAGAGGGGGUCCAGAGCAAUGAGAGAUGGGCCUAUGUGAAGGUGAAUAUGGAUAGGGUUACAAUUGGUAGGAAAAUUUGCAUACUUGAUCAUGGAGGAUACUCAAGUCUAGCUAUCCAAUUAGAAGACAUGUUUGGAAGCCAAAGCCUCUCAGGUCUAAGAUUGUUCCAACCUGAUUCAGAGUACUCAUUAUUCUACAAAGACAGAGAAGAUAAUUGGAGGAGUGUAGGUGAUGUGCCAUGGAAAGAGUUUGUAGAAUGUGUGAAGAGAUUAAGGAUUGCAAAAAGGAAUGCAGGCCUUGCUUCCUGUUCAUCUGGAUACAUCUAAAUUUUGUGUCAUUCCUCAUGUUGGGUUUCUUCAGUAGAAAGAAACCAAAACUAUCUUGAUGACCUUUUCUUUUUCUUUUCUUUUUUUAGUUCCUUGAUAACUUUAUGUUUAUUUGGUGUCUGUCCACAUAGAAUGUGAUGGAAUCAGCUUCACUAGAAGCACAUGGAAUGUUAGAGAAUAGAGAGUAAAGCAAGUACUUGAUGGAAAAUUCUCAAGGUGAUUGA